Messenger RNA from Sardina pilchardus (European sardine), 759 nucleotides. Its product is annotated as fibronectin type III domain-containing protein 9. The annotation marks the transcript as partial. NCBI's taxonomy places the organism in Eukaryota, Metazoa, Chordata, Actinopteri, Clupeiformes, Clupeidae. The record is from RefSeq and is a predicted model, not a curated record. The transcript is spliced from 2 exons. Gene Ontology annotation, molecular function: protein binding.
GUCAAUCAAGCGCUGCACACCACCCCCCACUACCACCCCCCUGCUUCUCGUCUGUGGCGGGUAGCUCGCCACAAAGAAAAGAUCCUGAGAAGCUCUACAGACAGCAAUCAGCCUCUUCCCUCUCCAAGCAGACCCAAGCAGACCCCAACCCCUAAAGCCAGUAUGCCCAUCACCGUGCAGAACAUCACGGCCACGUCGGCCAUGGUGAGCUGGCCCUCGGCGCCCGUCUGCCUGGACACCUUCUACAGCGUCAUGUACCACCCCAACUGGAACAGCCUGCUGAUGGGCUACACGCGCAAGAGCUUCCUGCGCGAGAACCGCGUGCCGGUCAGCCAGACCUCCACGCUGCUGGGCAACCUGAGCCCGCAGACCACCUACAUCCUGUGCGUGUCGUGCCAGUCGGUGGCCCAGCCCCCCGUGCGCGAGCAGUGCCAGGUCUUCAACACGCUGUACGACGGCGCGGAGGUGAGCGGCGGGCGCCGCGACCUGGCCAUGGGCGUGUGGCUGGCUAGCAGCCUCCUGCUGCUGGUCAUCGCCGUGGUGCUGCUCUGGGGCUGCCUGUACUCCAUGUGCCCCGGGCAAGGGCAGCCGCUGGGGGAGGGGGGCCGUUGCCCCGCAGCGUGCUCCCCACACCAGAGCCAGACCCUGGUGCCCGGCGGGAGAGGAAGAGGUGGAGGAGGAGGUGCAGUGCAGGGGGCUGGGGAUAUAAGAAACAGCAGCUUCUACACGCCCAGCUGCAGUGAGGAGGAGGAGGAGGAG